CAGUCUUGUUUGGGCCAAUAUCAUUCGCUUCUUGUUUUCUCACUUUUCGCUCAAGCAAAGACCCCUCUUUCCGUCUUUCGUCCUCAUCUGGCUCAUAGAGAAGAACCGCCCAGCAUAUCAUCAAUUUCAGCGAAGGAAGUCGCAGUGAUACAGAUAGUGCUUGACUUCGUUCCUUCUGUGCCGAAAAUCUCGAUAUGACAAGAUAUGCCGAAUGAGUCACUUGAAGACUUGACGAUGUCAUCUUUACCAGCUAUAAAAAGCUAGUUGCUCCUUCCUCUUUCAACUCAGCCGAUCACCUAUCCUCGCAAUGUAAAAUGCUGUUUCUUCAACCUUGAGUUAUAUUCUAGAUCUCAUCAUCACAGCAACAGAAUCCCAAACAAUCAAACAAUCAGAAAGCCAUCACCAUGGAUCUUUUCGAAGAGCUCGAACGCAUGGCACAGAAUGCGACCGCUUUCACUGAUGCCGAGCCCGACGGAGAAGAUGUCGAGCGAUGGGUCCACUUGUUCAAGUAUGACUAUCUCGAAGCAUAUGCGCUCUUCAAAGCACAGCGAUCAGACGUCACUCGAGAGCCGAUAUCAGAUGAACACUGGGCGUUGGUCAAAGACGAUCGCGAAGCCGCAGGCUUCGACCGGGAGGCUUAUGAGCAUUCCCUUACCUUGAAAGACGUCCUCAAAAGUCACAGCACCGUCAUUCAUGACAAGGAUGGGCGUCGCUGGACACUGUUCAGACUUGGAGGAUUGCUGGAGAGUAGGGAAAAAGUAAAGGAAAUUGCGGAGUUGGACGAGCUGCCGAAAGUCACACAGGGAGAGGGGCAGUUUGACACACUAGAUUUUGUCUGGGUCGAUGACGAAGCUCGGGGCAAAAUUGAGACAUGGAUGCAACUGCAGCAAGUCGUCGAGAAGGGAAAAGUUGAGAAGGAUUCAUGAAAAGGCUGGGUGUCACACGGUAUGCGGGGUGAAGCGAGGCUGAAUUCCAUGGCUGACAGGUAUCGCACUGGAUUCGGAGAGGUUAGACGAAAGCUGCGAGCAACGUCCAGAACAGCUUGUUCUUGGCGUGCGAGAUAAUGCGAUUGUCAAAAAUGCUAUCCUCUUGCCAUUGCGUGUAUUGUGAGUUGCAAGCGCAAGCUACUUGGAACAGGCUAGUUCGCGAUAUUAUUCUCACCUUACAGGGUGCUACAGUACUCUCGAGCGUGAUCUCCGUAAAGGUGGCU
Molecule: messenger RNA, 1210 nt
Organism: Mollisia scopiformis
Lineage: Eukaryota; Fungi; Ascomycota; Leotiomycetes; Helotiales; Mollisiaceae
Exons: 1
Coding region: 405-926 (173 amino acids)
Source: RefSeq, a predicted model, not a curated record